AUGGAUCUAUCUGCGCCAGUCAACAGCGCCUUCACCAAGGCUUUGCCCAAAGUAGAGCUGCACGCCCAUCUGAGUGGAAGCAUUAGUCGCCAGUGCUUGCACGAGAUCUGGAAACGCAAGAAGGCAAAGAAUCCUCAAUUCCCAAUUGAGGAUCCUCUCGUGCUCAUGCCCCCAGGCAAGCGACUAACACUGCGCCACAGCUUCUUCCAAGUCUUCUCCAAACUCAUUUAUCAACUAUGCAACGACUUGGAUAGUCUCGCAUACGCCGUCACCAGCGUCCUCGAAGAUUUCCUCGCUGAUGGAGUGCGCUACCUGGAGCUCCGAACGAUUCCUCGAGCAUCCCCAGAAUCAAACAUCACCUCAGAAGACUAUCUAACCACGGUCCUGGAUACCAUCCAGACAUUCAAAUCCGGGAACCAAGAAAUGUCUGUGUUCCUCAUCUUGGCUCUAGAUCGCGGCAAUACCACCCCCAUCGAAGCAAUGCGCAUCAUCGACCUUGCAAUAACCACCAAGCCGCGCGGGGUUGUCGGCGUCGACCUCUGCGGUAAUCCGACGCAAGGCGACGUCACACUCUACCGCGACGCAUUCGCCCGCGCAAAAUCUCACGGCCUUGGCCUGACGCUGCACUUUGCCGAAACACCAGCCUCCGGCAGCCCGGCUGAGCUAGCUGCGUUGCUUUCAUUCCAGCCUGACCGGCUUGGGCAUGUCAUCCACGUGCCUGAUGAGUUCAAGAGGGAGAUUACGCGGCGAAGGCUUGGGCUGGAACUUUGUUUGUCGUGCAAUGUGCAUGCGAAGCUGAUUCAGGGGAGUUUUCUGGAUCACCAUUUUGGAGAAUGGAGGCACGAGGAAUGUCCCAUUGCUCUGUGUACUGAUGAUGUGGGCUUCUUCUGUAGCCCUGUCUCGAAUGAGUAUCUUCUUGCUGCUGAACAUUUUGAACUCGGCCGUGCUGAGUUACUGAAGUUGUGCUCUGGCUCGGUGGAGGUUAUUUUUGGAGGCGAGCAGGAAAAGGCGAGACUACGAGGCAUGCUUCGUGACUUCUCGGGGAAGACAACAGAGAGGGGUUACGCGCGGGUCACUGCAACUUAG
Messenger RNA from Penicillium maclennaniae, 1086 nucleotides. RefSeq names its product putative adenosine deaminase. Gene Ontology annotation, molecular function: adenosine deaminase activity. The coding region runs from base 1 to 1086 and encodes 361 amino acids. Lineage: Eukaryota; Fungi; Ascomycota; Eurotiomycetes; Eurotiales; Aspergillaceae. The record is from RefSeq and is a predicted model, not a curated record. Gene Ontology annotation, biological process: inosine biosynthetic process; adenosine catabolic process. The transcript has 4 exons.